Molecule: messenger RNA, 828 nt
Organism: Eimeria acervulina
Lineage: Eukaryota; Apicomplexa; Conoidasida; Eucoccidiorida; Eimeriidae
Exons: 1
Coding region: 1-828 (275 amino acids)
Biological process (GO): dihydrofolate metabolic process; folic acid metabolic process; glycine biosynthetic process
Cellular component (GO): mitochondrion
Molecular function (GO): NADP binding; dihydrofolate reductase activity
Source: RefSeq, a predicted model, not a curated record
AUGGAUGGAGCUGCGCAUACACCCCAACAACCCUCAACAUCAUUACACUCUGCAACCACACCAGCAGCAGCAGCAACAACAGCAGCAGCAGCAGCAGCAACAACACCAGCACCACCAGCAACUCUGAAAUCGGGUGGUGAAUCAGAGAAGACUGCUUCCGCUGCAGCAACAACAGCAGCAGCAGCAGCAUCAGCAGCAGCAGCAGGAAGAGAGCAGAAUGGGGGCUCUGGUGCUGCGUCUACUGCAUCUUCUUCAGCAACCUACGACCCUGCAGCACUAUUAAAAGAUAAAGAUAUGCUUUCUUCGUUACAUCUUUCUUACCCUAUCUCCAUUGUAGUUGCAAUGACACCCCAAAGAGGCAUCGGCUAUCAAAACAAACUUCCUUGGCCUCCUCUUCCUCGCGACUUCCGCCACUUCAAACAUCUUACCCAAUUCACAUCUCAAUCUCAAGGGGCCCCCCAAGGGGCCCCUCAAGAGGCCUCUAAGGGGGCCCCUCAAGGGGCCCCCAUAGACACCCCAGGAUGCCCCUCUCUGAAGGGCCCUAUAGGGGGCCCUAUAGACACUUCAGGGGGCCCCCAGGGGGCCCACCUUAGGGGCCCUACAAACACUUCAGGGGGCCCCAAGGGGGCCCCCCUUGGGGGCCCUAUAGACACUUCAGGGGCCCCCCAGGGGGCCCCUUGUGAGCGUAGUUCAGGGGUAUUGGGUGGGUGUGGUGGGAGGGUGCAGAGAAAUGCAGUGAUUAUGGGGCGGAGGACUUGGGAGUCGAUGCCGCUGCAUGCGAGGCCUUUAGAAGGCCGGAUUAACGUUGUCUUGUCUUCUUCAGCGUGA